GGCUCUGAACAUUAUCCACAGAGAAAGAGGGUGGAGGGGAGGGAGUGGAGAGACGGGGAGAGAGAGGGAGAGAGAGGCACAGGCUGCUGCUGCUGCGAGAGGAGCCCGGCGAUUGCGCGCCGCUGCGAAGUGUUUUGCAGCCUUGGGGGACGCGCACGCACACUCCCUCGCUGGCGCUCUAGCGCACGGGGCUCUUCCUUGCAAAGUUUCGACUGCCAUCACACGCCAGGAUUUUCCUGCUCCGCUGCUGCAACCUUGAACUUUGGCAACGUGGUUGACAGUGCCGUGGUGUAUCAUCCCGCUCGCAGCUUUCUCCAGAAGCACUUUGCAAACCGAGGGGUGAAAAAGAGGCAACGCGAGGGAGGAAUAAGUCCUGUUUUUCUUCUUCUCCCCUUUAACUCCCUGCAUUCCAUUCAACACCCCCCUCCAAUUCCCUCCACCCCCCCUUCCCAGUCCACCAGCAGCGACUGCAGCAGCAAGACUGAGCCGUCGAGAACAAGAGGGUUAAAAGUGUAGAUUGGAUUUCACCCCGGGAAAUCUAGCGCUCGGAGUGAACUUGAAUCUUUGACUAUUUAAGGAGGACUUGGGGGGGUUUGCUGCGAAGUUGUGGCGGUCCGAAGCGGUGCUCGCUCCGGAUUAACUUCAUCUUUAGCCUCCGAUGACUGUAAAAUGAACAGAUGAAAUCGUUGCCCUUUUGAUACUUUUCUCUCCGCAGAAGUGCGUUCUCAGAGCGAAGUCAUGAUGUAUUCUCCCAUCUGUCUCACUCAGGAUGAAUUUCACCCAUUCAUUGAGGCCCUUCUUCCACAUGUCCGUGCAAUCGCCUACACUUGGUUCAACCUACAGGCUCGAAAACGCAAGUACUUUAAAAAACAUGAAAAGCGAAUGUCAAAGGAUGAGGAAAGAGCAGUCAAGGAUGAGCUACUUAGUGAAAAGCCUGAAAUUAAACAGAAGUGGGCAUCCAGGCUUCUCGCCAAGCUGCGCAAAGAUAUCCGCCAAGAGUAUCGGGAGGAUUUUGUGCUUACUGUUACUGGGAAGAAGCACCCAUGCUGUGUAUUGUCCAAUCCUGACCAGAAGGGUAAGAUUAGGAGAAUCGACUGCCUGCGACAGGCAGACAAAGUCUGGCGUCUGGAUCUAGUCAUGGUGAUCCUUUUCAAAGGUAUCCCCUUGGAAAGUACAGAUGGAGAACGGCUCAUGAAAUCCCCCCAUUGCACAAAUCCAGCACUUUGCGUCCAGCCCCACCACAUAACAGUAUCAGUCAAGGAGCUUGAUUUGUUUCUGGCAUACUACGUGCAGGAUCAAGAUUCUGGACAAUCAGGAAGUCCAAGCCACACUGAUCCUGCCAAGAAUCCACCAGUGUAUCUUGAGGAUAGUUUCGUAAAAUCUGGAGUCUUCAAUGUGUCAGAAUUGGUGCGGGUGUCCAGAACGCCUAUAACCCAGGGAGCUGGAGUGAACUUCCCAAUUGGAGAACUUCCGAGCCAACCAUACUAUCAUGAUAUGAACUCAAGUGUAAACCUGCAGAGAUCACUGUCCUCUCCACCGACUAGUAAGAGACCCAAAACUAUAUCCAUAGAUGAGAAUAUGGAACCAAGCCCAACAGGGGACUUUUAUCCUUCCCCAAAUUCACCAGCUGCUGGAAGUAGGACAUGGCAUGAAAGAGAUCAAGUUACUUCAUCGUGUUCAUUUUCCUAUGGUUCUCCUGCAUUCAUCACCAACCAACAAUUAGAACCACAACUUAUCAUUAAAACUGAAGCACUUGGAUCCCCUUCACCUGUUCUUCCUCUACCACCUGCUCCACCUUGUGAUGAGGAACGAGUAUCUUCUGCUGGAUUUCCUUCAUCUGGACCUUUGCCAUCUUUUGCUAUCUCACCAACAUCUGGACUUGCUUUUCCUGGAAUUCCUUUAAUUACAGAUAUGUCUUCUCCUACAAUGAAGAAGCCUGAAAAGCCUUUGUUUAGCACUACAUCUCCCCAGGAUUCUUCACCAAGAUUGACCACUUUCCAGCAUCACCAUCCAGGAAUCCCGGGAGUUGCACACAGUGUCAUCUCAACUAGACCUCCACCUUCACCCUCACCAUUGCCAUUUCCACCACAAGCUAUUCUCCCUCCUGCCCCAUCUAGCUAUUUCUCUCAUCCAACAAUCAGAUAUCCUCCUCACCUGAAUCCUCAGGAUACUCUGAAGAAUUAUUCUUACGACCCGUCCAGUCCACAAACCAGCCAGCCUAACAGCAGUGGUCAAGUAGUAGGGAAAAUGCCUGGCCAUUUUACUCCAGUUUUGGCACCCUCUCCCCAUCACAGUACGGUGCGGCCUGUGACCUUGACCAUGACAGACACUAAACCCAUCACUACUUCCACUGAAGGUGAGGCAUCUUCACCUACAGCAAGCACCUACACAGCCUCAGGCACAUCACAAGCCAAUCGAUAUGUGGGACUAAGUCCAAGAGACUCUUCCUUCCUACACCAGCAACAGCUGAGGAUUUGUGACUGGACCAUGAAUCAAAACGGCAGGCAUUUAUACCCCAGUGCCAAUGAGGAUACAUUGGGAAUUACUUGGCAAAGUCCUGGUACCUGGGCUAGCUUGGUCCCCUUUCAAGUAUCAAACAGGACACCAAUCCUGUCCACAAAUGUCCAAAAUUAUGGUUUGAACCUAAUUGGAGAGCCUUUCCUUCAAGCAGAAACAAGCAACUGAGGGAGAUUGAAACUGAACAAAAUACUAUAAAAGAAAGGAAGAUGGGACAAAACAAUAUAUGAACCUGAAGAAAGAAGAAACAUAGACCAGCAAUUGCAGCACUUACAAUCACUAAUUCCCUUAAGAUUGAAACUGUAAUGGCAUAAAAAAGGGUCGACGAUAUUUCACUGAUGAGUAGAAAGAUGCUCCUCCUGUGUAGCCUUUGUUCUAUGAAGUCCACUGGGAAAUAGAUGUUCUGUCUCUGACAAUAUAUUUUAACUGACUUUCUAGAUGCCUUAAUAUUUGCAUGAUAAGCUAGUUUAUUGGUUUAGUAUUCUUGUUGUUUACGCAUGGGAUCACUAUUCCUAGUUAGCUCUCAAAACAAAGGCUAGGAGGCAGCGGCAGAGCUGCAGGAGAAUAAGGGCUGUGAGCCAACUUUUCUCAGCAGUCUGAUUUCUGAUUUUUUUUUUU
Gekko japonicus is the source of this 3135-nucleotide messenger RNA. It is a transcript of the gene NFIB, whose product is annotated as nuclear factor I/B. The record is from RefSeq and is a predicted model, not a curated record. Gene Ontology annotation, biological process: regulation of transcription by RNA polymerase II. Gene Ontology annotation, molecular function: RNA polymerase II cis-regulatory region sequence-specific DNA binding; DNA-binding transcription factor activity, RNA polymerase II-specific. Bases 739 to 2685 code for a protein of 648 amino acids. The transcript has 13 exons. Gene Ontology annotation, cellular component: nucleus. Lineage: Eukaryota; Metazoa; Chordata; Lepidosauria; Squamata; Gekkonidae.